UCAACCGCUAAACCCCCGAGGAGGAAAGCGAUUCGGGCUUGGCUCCUUGCCGUCGCUGGUGGAGGUGCCGCCGCCCGGGUCCUUUUCUUGUUCCUCCUCGUCGCGCACCAUUUAAUCAAUCUUGUCGAGGCGGAUUUGCACCGUCUCCGUCCAGCUGCUGCUGCGGCGAGGUCGGCGCGCCUGAGUGCUAGGCGAUUUGGUGGGUGAUUGAUUGCCGGACUUGGGGGGAGUUUGGGUUUCUUGGUUUGGUUCGUGGUGGACUGGUGGUGGCCGCGGAAUGCGGUGAAUUGGCGGGAGUCCGCUCCGUUAGUGGGGGAGUGUUCUUGCUGAUUGGGAUUGGUGAGUUCUUGGUUCAGGCGCCAUGGACGGCGGCGGCGAUGCUGCGAAAUCAGGGAAGCACGGGCAGGUGUGCCAGAUCUGCGGCGACGGCGUGGGCACGACGGCGGACGGCGAGCUGUUCACCGCCUGUGACGUCUGCGGGUUCCCGGUGUGCCGGCCCUGCUAUGAGUACGAGCGCAAGGACGGUAGCCAGGCGUGCCCGCAGUGCAAGACCAAGUACAAGCGCCACAAGGGGAGCCCACCGAUAGAUGAAAGUGAGGAUGUUGAUGCAGAUGAUGCUAGUGAUGUAAACUACCCAACCGGCAACCAGGACCAUAAGCACAAGAUUGCCGAGAGGAUGCUCACCUGGCGCAUGAACUCGGGGAGGAAUGAUGAGAUUGGUCAUCCAAAGUAUGACAGUGGUGAGAUUGGUCAUCCAAAGUAUGACAGUGGUGAAAUCCCUCGCGUAUAUAUCCCGCCACUCACUCACAGCCAGAUCUCAGGUGAAAUUCCUGGAGCAUCCCCUGAUCAUAUGAUGUCUCCUCUUGGGAACAUUGGCAAACGUGGCCAUCCAUUUCCCUAUGUGAACCAUUCACCAAACCAAUCAAGGGAGUUUUCUGGUAGCCUUCGCAAUGCUGCUUGGAAAGAGAGAGUAGAUGGCUGGAAAAUGAAGGACAAGGGUGCACUUCCCAUGACUAAUGGUACAAGCAUUGCUCCUUCAGAAGGUCGUGAAGUUGGUGACAUUGAUGCAUCUACUGACUAUAACAUGGAGGAUGCCUUACUGAAUGAUGAAACUCGCCAACCUCUGUCGAGAAAAGUGCCGAUUUCGUCAUCCAGAAUAAAUCCCUACAGAAUGGUUAUUGUGUUACGCUUGAUUAUCCUAUGUAUAUUCUUGCACUACCGUAUCACAAAUCCUGUGCGUAAUGCAUAUCCUCUAUGGUUGCUCUCUGUAUGUGAGAUUUGGUUUGCUCUAUCCUGGAUUCUGGAUCAGUUCCCCAAGUGGUCCCCAAUCAACCGUGAAACUUACUUGGAUAGGCUGACUUUAAGGUAUGACCGAGAAGGUGAACCAUCUCAAUUGGCUCCUGUUGACAUUUUUGUCAGUACCGUGGAUCCUAUGAAAGAACCUCCUCUUGUUACUGCCAAUACUGUGCUUUCCAUCCUUGCCGUGGACUACCCUGUUGAUAAGGUAUCUUGCUAUGUGUCUGAUGAUGGAGCUGCAAUGUUGAGUUUUGAUGCGCUUGCUGAGACUUCAGAAUUUGCUAGAAAAUGGGUACCAUUCUGUAAGAAGUACAGCAUAGAACCCAGAGCUCCAGAGUGGUACUUUACACAAAAGAUUGAUUACUUGAAAGACAAAGUUCAGGCUUCUUUUGUUAAAGAUCGCCGUGCCAUGAAGAGGGAAUAUGAAGAAUUUAAAGUUCGUAUUAAUGCACUCGUUGCCAAGGCACAGAAAGUUCCUGAGGAAGGAUGGAUAAUGCAAGAUGGCACACCUUGGCCUGGUAACAAUACCAGAGACCAUCCUGGGAUGAUUCAGGUUUUCCUUGGUCAUAGUGGUGGCCUUGAUACUGAGGGCAAUGAGCUUCCCCGUCUAGUCUAUGUGUCUCGUGAGAAACGCCCUGGAUUCCAACACCAUAAAAAGGCUGGUGCCAUGAAUGCACUUGUUCGUGUAUCAGCUGUCCUUACUAAUGGACAAUACUUGUUGAAUCUUGACUGUGAUCACUACAUCAACAAUAGCAAAGCUCUCCGAGAGGCUAUGUGCUUCCUUAUGGAUCCAAACCUAGGAAGGCGUGUCUGUUAUGUCCAAUUUCCUCAGAGGUUUGACGGUAUUGACAGAAAUGAUCGAUAUGCAAACAGGAACACAGUGUUUUUUGAUAUUAAUUUGAGAGGUCUCGAUGGUAUCCAAGGACCAGUUUACGUGGGAACUGGUUGCGUGUUCAACAGAACAGCUCUUUAUGGUUAUGAACCCCCUAUUAAACAGAAGAAGCCAGGUUUCUUCUGUUCGCUCUUUGGGGGGAAAAAGAAGACAGCAAAGUCGAAGAAGAAGAGCUCGGAAAAGAAGUCACACAAGCAUGUGGACAGUUCUGUGCCAGUUUUUAAUCUUGAAGAUAUAGAGGAAGGGAUUGAAGGUUCUGGAUUUGAUGAUGAGAAAUCACUGCUGACGUCUCAAAUGAGCUUGGAGAAAAGAUUUGGCCAAUCUAGUGUUUUUGUAGCCUCCACUCUGAUGGAAUAUGGUGGUGUCCCUCAAUCUGCAACUCCAGAAUCUCUUCUGAAAGAAGCUAUACAUGUUAUCAGCUGUGGCUAUGAAGACAAAAGUGACUGGGGAACUGAGAUUGGAUGGAUCUAUGGUUCUGUUACAGAAGAUAUUCUCACUGGGUUCAAGAUGCAUGCGCGAGGCUGGUGGUCAAUCUACUGCAUGCCUAAGCGACCAGCAUUCAAGGGUUCUGCCCCUAUUAACUUUUCAGAUCGUCUGAACCAGGUGCUUCGGUGGGCUCUUGGUUCUGUAGAAAUUCUUUUUAGCAGGCAUUGCCCCAUAUGGUAUGGAUACGGAGGACGGCUUAAGUUUCUGGAGAGAUUUGCUUACAUCAACACCACUAUUUAUCCACUCACAUCUGUCUCACUCCUCUUGUACUGCAUAUUGCCGGCUAUUUGUCUUCUCACUGGGAAGUUCAUCAUCCCAGAGAUUAGCAAUUUUGCAAGUAUUUGGUUUAUCUCUCUCUUUCAGUCAAUCUUUGCUACUGGUAUCCUUGAGAUGAGGUGGAGUGGUGUUGGCAUCGAUGAAUGGUGGAGGAAUGAGCAAUUUUGGGUUAUUGGUGGUAUUUCUGCACAUCUAUUUGCGGUCUUCCAGGGUCUUCUGAAGGUCCUUGCUGGUAUUGAUACCAGCUUCACUGUCACCUCAAAGGCCUCUGAUGAAGAAGGCGAUUUUGCUGAGCUCUACAUGUUCAAGUGGACAACGCUUCUGAUCCCACCAACCACAAUAUUGAUCAUCAACCUGGUUGGUGUUGUUGCUGGUAUCUCCUAUGCGAUCAACAGUGGCUACCAGUCAUGGGGUCCGCUCUUUGGGAAGCUCUUCUUUGCCUUCUGGGUCAUUGUCCACCUGUACCCCUUCCUCAAGGGUCUCAUGGGUCGGCAGAACCGUACGCCGACCAUCGUUGUUGUUUGGGCCAUCCUCCUCGCGUCCAUUUUCUCCUUGCUGUGGGUUCGUAUCGAUCCGUUCACUACCCGGGUCACAGGUCCUGAUACCCAGAAGUGUGGCAUCAACUGCUAGGAGUGAGCAAGAUAGUAUGUGAAGCAUCAACAACCUGUUCUGUUGUGAAAAUUAUUAGUGGUUGACUAUAUAUAUAGUCUACCAUAAGAUAUGAACUGCCAGAAGGAUUGUUCUGUAGUAUUAGUUUGUGGUACCUUGGUGUUCCUGUGUUGAUAAUUAAGCUAGUAGAACUAAUGUCGAGGAAAUUUGCAUUUUAUGGGACAUAUCAUAUCAACAUUGUUGAAAGUAUAAGCAUAUAAUGAUUUAA
Oryza brachyantha (malo sina) is the source of this 3827-nucleotide messenger RNA. RefSeq names its product probable cellulose synthase A catalytic subunit 2 [UDP-forming]. Lineage: Eukaryota; Viridiplantae; Streptophyta; Magnoliopsida; Poales; Poaceae. Gene Ontology annotation, molecular function: cellulose synthase (UDP-forming) activity. Gene Ontology annotation, cellular component: trans-Golgi network; plasma membrane. Gene Ontology annotation, biological process: cellulose biosynthetic process; plant-type primary cell wall biogenesis. The record is from RefSeq and is a predicted model, not a curated record.